CCAAAGGCAGCACUGUCAGACAAAAGCACUCAAUAUAAUUAAAUUGACGACGGACCACCCAGCGCCGAUAACUCCACCAUCUGAACCCUCAGUGCAAGUAAUAGUUUCAAAAUGCCACGACUGUUCAGUUCACAGCACCGCUGCCUUGGCGGCAGGAAUAGGUUUACCCUUUGUCGUGCCAUUUCCUUGCUGCUCCUGGGCACUUUAUGUUUUUUCACUGUGCUGCAAGUCCACAGGAAUCUCCAAACCGAAGAGGUCGCGGUGUCUGCUGCUCCACCUCCACGGAUUUUCUGCAUAAUUACGACCUUUGCGUACCUCCAUAAAUAUGCCGCGAUGCACAUCCAUCGAACUUGGGCCCCGCACUGCGAUCACUACCUUUUUGUCAGUGAUGAUGUUGACCACUAUUUGGAACCUGCGGUAUUUAUGAAUCUGCACGACAAAUGGCAACGGAUGAGGGCCCAUCUGGAAUACGUCUACAAGUAUCACUUCCAUGAGGCGGACUGGUUUCUCUACGCCAAUGAUAAUAAUUUCGUAGUUGUGGAGAAUCUUCGUUAUAUGUUGAAGUCCUACAGUCCCGAUGAGCUUAUCUACUUCGGCUGCAAACUGCGGACACCCAACGGUCUGGUCUUUAUGCACGGUGGAUCCGGGAUUGUCUUGAGUGCAGCUGCUCUGAAAAGAUUUACACUAGAUGCGAUGACCAACGAAAGCAUCUGCAGUUCGAAGGAUAAAGGAGAUGAGGCCACCGAGGAACUGGGUCGAUGUCUCACCAAUGUCAAUGUGAUACCUGGCAAUAGUCGAGAUGAGUGGCAAAGACACCGAUUCCUGCCCUUCGAUCCCGCUUUACAUUUGGGAGGCCGCAUGAACGAAUCCAUAGAGGUGCACAAAUACUUCCUCGACCAUUCCUACUACCCAGUAACUGAUAUGAACUUGCCGGUUUCUUUGCGAUUUAUUUGCUCUCUGACAAGUACCCCUAGUAUCAUUUAUAACUAUUACUACUUUACAUAUAAGGUUCGAAGGUUUGGAGUGCCACUCAAUUUUGAGUCUGGAGAGAUUCAAAGAAAGAUUGUAGCACAAAAAUAUAUGAAAUAGCAUACAAAUA
Molecule: messenger RNA, 1099 nt
Organism: Drosophila rhopaloa
Lineage: Eukaryota; Metazoa; Arthropoda; Insecta; Diptera; Drosophilidae
Product: glycoprotein-N-acetylgalactosamine 3-beta-galactosyltransferase 1
Exons: 4
Coding region: 112-1089 (325 amino acids)
Cellular component (GO): membrane
Molecular function (GO): N-acetylgalactosaminide beta-1,3-galactosyltransferase activity
Source: RefSeq, a predicted model, not a curated record